AUGGUGUCCAGCACCUUUUUUCUCCUGUGUUUGAUUGGGCUCAGCCACGAGGGCACACAGAAGGUUUUUAAAGGCACGGAGUGUAUCCCUCACUCUCAGCUUUGGCAGGAGGGGCUGUUUGAAGGUACACAGCUGCGCUGUGGGGGAGUCCUCAUCGACCACAGGUGGGUUCUCACAGCUGCUCGCUGCAGCAACAGCAGGUACUGGCUGAGCCUGGGGGAACACAGCCUCAGCCAGAUGGACUGGACCAAACAGAUCCGGCACAGUGGCCUCUCUGUGACCCACCCUGGCUACCAGGCAGCCCUGCAGAACCAAGACAAUGACCUCCGGCUUCUGCAACUGGGCAUCCCUGUUCUCUUGACCCGCAGCAUCCGGCCCCUGCCCCUGCCCACGACCUGUGCAGUGGCUGGCACCAGGUGCCACAUCUCGGGCUGGGGCACCACCAACCACACAAGGAACCAGUUGUCAGACCGACUCCAAUGCCUUAACCUCUCUAUGGUCUCUAACGCCACCUGCCGGGCAGCGUUCCCCGGGAGAAUCACGGACAACAUGGUGUGUGCUGGCGGCAUCGCUGGGGAGGAUGCCUGCCAGAGUGACUCUGGGGGUCCCCUAGUAUGCGGAGGAGUCCUUCAGGGUCUGGUGUCCUGGGGAUCCGUGGAGCCUUGUGGGCAAGAAGGAAUCCCAGGGGUCUACACCAAUAUUUGCAAAUACGUGGACUGGAUCUGGAUGGUCAUGAGGAACAGCUGACCUGCUCCCUCCACCUUCAUGCCUCAGCUUGGGGGCCACUCUGACCCUCAGAGCGCCAAUACCUCCUCCAUCAUCACCCCCAGCUCCCACUCUUCUUGGACUGGGGAUCUUCUUCCUGGAACUCCAACUCCAGCCAGCCCUUC
Lagenorhynchus albirostris (white-beaked dolphin) is the source of this 890-nucleotide messenger RNA. Its product is annotated as kallikrein-12-like. The record is from RefSeq and is a predicted model, not a curated record. NCBI's taxonomy places the organism in Eukaryota, Metazoa, Chordata, Mammalia, Artiodactyla, Delphinidae. Gene Ontology annotation, biological process: proteolysis. The coding region runs from base 1 to 747 and encodes 248 amino acids. The transcript is spliced from 5 exons. Gene Ontology annotation, molecular function: serine-type endopeptidase activity.